Molecule: messenger RNA, 3027 nt
Organism: Lepisosteus oculatus (spotted gar)
Lineage: Eukaryota; Metazoa; Chordata; Actinopteri; Semionotiformes; Lepisosteidae
Product: D-glutamate cyclase, mitochondrial-like
Biological process (GO): glutamate metabolic process
Molecular function (GO): D-glutamate cyclase activity
Source: RefSeq, a predicted model, not a curated record
ACAGCCUCAAACUGCUUAGAAUCCUUCGAGCCUGAGUCAGUGUCGAACCCUCAUAAUCCGUGAGCAGCAAAAUAUAUAGGUGGCAACUGGUGACCUGCUGUAAUUUAGCACUGGGUCGAGCACUGCAUGUAGUAAUUUGAUUGACCAUGUCUGGACUGGAAAGAGCGAGCGAUCUGAUUAUAGUUUGAUUACUUUAGACUUUCGUUUCGCUUACGCACGAUUCGUCUCAGGUGGCAUGAAGGCUGUUCACGUGCCGUAAAAGAGCACAGUGAUGAUCCCUGCAAGGCUCUUCAGGAGUUCCCUCAGCACUGUGUUCCGAGAACUAGCUCGAGGUAGAAAAUUGGGAAUCAGAGGCGCUUCAGGAAUGACUGAAGGUUAUAAGAAGGCCAGUAUUGUAAUACUGCACAGAGAUCUUGCUGAUGACUUUGAAGCUUUUUGCCAUGCCAACAGUGGCCCCUUGCCUUUGUUAUACAGAAGCCAGCCAGGAGAGCUGACAUGCCCUGUACUGACCCAUGCAUCAGAUGUUAGAACCCUCUACCCUGAGUAUUUUAAGUACGAGCAAGGGAACCUCACUAGCAGGUUGCCUAGUCUACUGGACUACUCUGAAGAGUUGGCCAACAUGGUGACAUUCUACCUGGGCACAGCCAUGUCGGACCACCAAAAACUUCAGAGGGCUGAAGUCCCUCCAAGGCCUGGAGAUAAGAAACAUGCUGUAAGCAUUUACAAGACCUCUGUGCCUUGCUGUGGGGUAGGCAACUUCCAGUGUGAUCUGAGGGUGUUCAUGAAGCCCAUGCCAGAGAGGAAUCUGGACACACACUUAAACCACAGCCUCCAUGGAGUUCCAGUGCACAUCGGACACCCAGGCCUGAUUGGGGUGGAGGACUUGCGCAGGCCUGACAAUGGGGACGCAAUGGAGGUGCAGCCGGGGGACGUGCCCGUGUUCUGGGCCUGUGGGACAACAGGAGCAGAGGCUGUGCGGAGCAGUAAGACGCCGCUGUCGUUCACCUGCUCCACAGAUCUCAGCAGCUACGAAGACGGGGCCUCUCCUCUUGCCCGGAGCCUUGCCCCUUCUGAGACCCCCCUUGCCUUCUGCAUCUCCCAGCAGCCCCUGCACUACAGCUUGGCAUCAGCUGCUGCUGUCCAGCGCAUCAGAGCCUUGGAGACCCACAUCGGGGCCGACCCAGGAGAAAGAGGGAUUAAGGCUCUGCUCGUCCCUGAAGAGCUCCUCAAGGCCAGCCUAUCCCUGUCUCAUGCAGCCUCUGUCCUCAUCACCACUGGCUUUCCAACUCAUUUCACCCACAACCCUCCAGAAGAGAACGACGGGCCCCCUGGGGCCAUUGCUAUGGCAGCCAUGCUUCAAGCCCUUAACAAACGGGUCACGAUCGUAACGGACCACCGCGCCUUGGACAUGAACCGAAAGAUCAUAGAAGAUGCGGUUGAGCAAGGCAUUUUAAAGACUCCAGUUCCAGUGCUCAGCUUCCAAAACUCAGGUGCAGAUUCAGUCUUGGGGUUCCUCUGUCACAAUGGAGAUCCUGUGAAACCCAGGUAUGACCACUUGGUGGCAAUAGAGCGUGCCGGCAUGGCUGCAGAUGGGAACUACUACAACGCCAGGAAAGUGAAUAUAAAACACCUGGUGGAUCCCAUUGACAUUCUGUUUACAACUGCCAGCUCCAUCCCAGGAAUCACCACCACAGGGAUUGGCGACGGAGGCAAUGAACUGGGAAUGGGGAAGGUGAGAGAGGCAGUGAGGAAGCACGUGCCAAAUGGGGAGCUGAUCGCCUGUGAUGUUGCUGCAGACUUCGCCAUUACCGCAGGAGGAGAAGAUCCUGGAGAUCCUGGUGAAGUACGGCAUUCGGAGUGGGAGAACAGGGACUCUUGGGAUGGAAGUGGACGGUUUGCCUUUCCACAGUAUUCACUCUGCAAUGAUCCAGCGACUGAUCGACAUGACCCUGCAUCAGGCUGCUCUCUAACAGCCCCGGGACCCGCUGCAGCACAACUCUUUCCAAUCAAGAGACAACUGGCAUCCCUGCCAACCUACCUUGACAACAGAAUAGAGCUGGUCACAUAUUAAUUGUCAUCAGUAGGCCUACAGUAGGUGACUGAAGAGGGAACAGUCAGGUAAGUGGUUCACAACACUGCUUUGUCAGGAGCUACUGAAAAUAUCGUCUGCUUUCUGAAACAGCCCUCACACAAACAUAAUUAAAAUGAGGAUAGGUUUUUUGCAUGAGACUUACUGGAAUUGGUAUUGGAGGGGGAGGGAGGGUUUGCAAAUUUCAAUAUUGUCAUGGGAAAUUAGGACUAAAGCUGACAUGCAGGAGAAAAAAACAAUGCAAAGCUUUAAUGAGGACCUGAAGAUUUGUUUGAUUUAUGUGAAAUGUGUACAUUUCUUUAAAACAGCAGCAGAUGGCUGGGAUUCUGCAUAUCUUACGAUAGUUACUGUAUUCUUGGUAAAACUUUUCUUCAGGCUUUUCUUUCCAAUUAUAUAAUUCAGUGGCAAAAAUGAGCAUUGAAAGAUUGUGCUGUACUAUAAAAACAGCACAAUUUCAAUAGAUCAAAUUUUACUAUUCAAUUUACCUGCAGAGUAUCUCUCACUCAAGAGGUUCGAUCAUGCUAUGGACCUGUAUGGGCUGCAGCAAUGUGGUUUCUCAGUAUAAGCAGGGAAGAGAACAGCUGACUUCUACAGCAGAAGUUGGAAAGAGAACAGCUGUCUUCUACAGUUUGUCUAAAAAAAAAAGCUGUCUGCUCCAUAAAAUGUAAGUGCAUUUGAAAUUAAUUGUAGUGAAUCACAGCAGGAAAAGUAUUACAAAAAACAUGGUAAAUCAAAACAGUUUUAUUUUUUUCUUAUAAAAAAAGCUUUAAGUUAAAUUAGAUCGGUCAGAAAAGAGUCCAACAGAUGUUUGGAGUUCUGCUCUUAACCAAUGGUCCUGUAUACAUUUAUAUAACUUUGCUUAUCCCCUGAAUGAAAAAAAAAGAUAUGUAACAAAAUGUAAAUAUACCAUGUUCACAGUAAUAAAUAUUCCAAACCUU